AUGUCUUUCAAUGAGACAGAGAAUAUUCUCCUGUGUUAUCCUUUACAUCCAGACUCUUGUUUGAGAGCUCAUCGUCUCACUGUUGUUAAAGUGACAAUGUACACUUUCAUGUUACUCAUGAUCCUCACAACUGUUUUUGGGAAUCUGCUGAUCAUCAUCUCCAUCUCUCACUUCAAACAGCUUCAGUCUCCAACUCAUCUGAUCGUUCGUUCUUUGGCCGCCAGUGACUGUCUGCUGGGUUCACUGGUGAUGCCCUACAGUAUGGUGCGAUCUGUCGAGGGUUGCUGGUUUUUGGGAGAUGUUGUUUGUAAAGUGCAUUUUAGUUUGGACAUGGCUUUUUGUAUCUCUUCUUUAAUACAUCUUAGUUUAAUAUCUAUUGAUAGAUACUGGGCCAUCUGUGACCCUCUGAAGUACAGAAUUAGGAUCACAAACAACACUGUGACUGUAUUUAUCACCUUCACGUGGAUCUUUUCAUUUGUGUACAGUUUUAGCAUUGUGUUUUCAGGGGUGAAUGCUGUUGGAUUGGAAACACUCAUUAUGCAAGUUUAUUGUGUGGGAAGUUGUGUUCUGUUUUUUAAUAAAGAAUGGAGUCUUAUUUGCCCGAUUCUUACAUUCUUUCUUCCCGGCACUAUCAUGAGCUGUCUGUAUAUGAAGAUUUUUCAUGUGGCAAAAAAACAUGCAAAAGUUAUGUCAGAAAGAGUGACUGUGUGGACUACAGGGGGACUAAAAAAUCAAAGCUUUGCUCAUAGAGAAAGAAAAGCAGCGAAAACUUUGGCCAUUGUCAUGGGUGUGUUUUUGCUUUGCUGGAUGCCUUUUUUUAUUGCCAUUGUUGUUGACCCUUACAUCAAUUUUGCAACUCCAGCUGAUGUUUUUGAUGCUUUGGUUUGGUUUGCGUAUUUUAACGCUACUUGUAAUCCUUUGAUCUAUGGAUUUUUCUAUCCUUGUUUUCAGAAGGCCUUUAAGAUUCUCAUAUUAACUUAUGUCUGUGGCUUUAAAGAUUCAGGUGGCUUGAUAUUUGAUUAA
Molecule: messenger RNA, 1023 nt
Organism: Misgurnus anguillicaudatus (oriental weatherfish)
Lineage: Eukaryota; Metazoa; Chordata; Actinopteri; Cypriniformes; Cobitidae
Source: RefSeq, a predicted model, not a curated record